UAACAAUAAUUAGCACAAUCUUUAAAAUCUUGAUUUUCUUUUUUGCUUCAAUGUUUUUUUAAUUUUUUCUCCACCACUUUCCUGGUACGAACCUUUUUCAUUAGUCAUUUUCCCAUCUAUCCCGUCACCGAUUGAUUUACUGUUUCAAUUCAUACGCAUUAAUGAAAAAGAAAAAGAAUUUAUAAGAAAAGUUGCUGCCUUUAUUAAUUUUCUUCAAAAUUUAUGGGCUGGACAGUUCGUCUGCUUGUGUGAAAUGUGGCUUUUGCGUACUGUGCGUGUGUGUUUUCUAUUUUUUCUUUUGAGUAAAUUAAAGAUUACACUGUUCUGUCCUCAUUAAUCCCUCUCACCCAUCUCAAUGUUUUUCACACCACACCACCCACCGCUUUCAUUCCCAUCUCAUCUUAAUACAUAGUUCUUUCUUGUUUUCAUCUCUUUCUCUCUCUCUCUCUCUUUCUCUAACCCUUUUCUCUCUUAAUUUUGCUGUAUGAGUAUGGGUUUUCUGUUCAUGUAUUGUUUCCUUUUUGCCAUUUCUUUUCUGUAGAGGUCUUGACUUUAGAUCUGUAGCUCCAUCUGCUGCUUUUGGCUGUUUUGCUGAACAACAUAUAGACAGCAUUUGAAUAAAAAGUCCAUCCUCAGCCCUAAUGCAAGGACACAAAAGUUCCAUUACUACCCUUUCCGAGAACUUGAGCUUCGAACGCGGCUCCUCAUCAAGUGAGCCCGUUAUAGACCACUCCCAAAUAUCUUGGAACAAUAUGCAGCCACCACCCAACAAUCAACUCCCGACCAACCUUCAGUUCCUCAACCCUCUAACUCGCCAGUUGCCGCUAAAUGCCGAGUGGAGCUUAGGCGAAACUAGUCGAGUAGACGAAAACAACGAAAGAAAACAAGAAAACGCAUGGCCCAGCAAUACUCUCCCUCAAAAUAUAAACAUCAACUUAAACCCAAUUCACACUCAGCCUCAGGACCACCUCAACACGCAGGCCGAAUUCUCGAACUCCUCUGAUUUACCUUCCGGAAGCAGUGGGCAUAUCAGUCGACAAAUGCCGUGCAAGAGAAAAUCUCCCGAGUUGCAGUCCUCUGUGGCAAGUGGCUCGAGAACAGCAGAAAACGGGCCCAACGCUAAUAACGGGCUCGAGCAGCCGAACUCGAGACUCGGGCUUGGGCCCGAAUACGAGAGUUCUCGAAGGAAUUGCCGCCUUAGGAUCAACGGGUUAAGCCGCCAACAGGAUUAUCACGGGCCCUUGAAUCCAACUAAUUUGCUGGGGCCCGCAAACCCGCAGUUGAGGUGGGCCGGGCCUGGAGGCACAAGAGUUGGUAAUUUUUCGGCUUCGGGCCAGAGGGAGGCUGUACACCCCAUUUUAAGUGAACCCAUUACACAAAAUGCAUUGGGAAGCAUUUCUGAACACCCCAUUUUUGCUCCUGCUAGUGAUGUAGGAAGUUUGGCUCAACAGCCCGUAAACUGGAAUUUUGGCAGUGUUGGACCGAGUUCUCGGGCAGGCACUCGUGUGGGUACUGCCAACUCAUCUGAGCCUUCUUCAUGGGCAAAUCGUGGCCGUCCACAUUAUUCACGUAGAUUGUCUGACAUUGGUCGGAGGUCUUUGUUGACUUUGCCAGGUGGCGAGUCAUCUGGGCCCGGUAAUCAAAGUCAAGCCGUACAGUCGGGCCCGUCACAGGGUGUGGUGAUUUCGUCCGGGCCCGGUAAUCAAAGUCGGCAUUUUUCGGUGGCGGAUGGUGCUUAUGGACUGCCUAAUUCGUUGAGAAAUUUGGCUGCUGCUGGUGAAGGAAGAACAAAUUUGAUGUCUGAGCAUAUUCGCCAUGUCUUAGAUCUCAUGCGGAGGGGAGAGGGCUUGAGACUUGAGGACGUGAUGAUUCUAGAUCGCUCGCUCUUUUUCGGAAUGGCUAAUAGACACGACCUUCAUCGUGACAUGCGACUUGAUAUAGAUAACAUGUCUUAUGAGGAGUUAUUGGCCUUGGGGGAGCGAAUUGGAAAUGUGUGCACGGGAUUGAAUGAAGGAACUAUAAUGAGUCGUUUGAAGCAGACAAAAUAUGUAAAACGAGCUGAAAAAGAUGAGGCUGAGACCGAACCUUGUAGUAUUUGUCGAGAAGAAUACAUUAAUGGGGAAAAUCUUGGAAUCCUUGACUGUGGGCAUGAAUUUCAUAGGGACUGUAUAAAACAAUGGCUAAGGCACAAAAACUUGUGCCCCAUUUGUAAAAUGACGGGCCUAACUAAAUAAAAAACGGCCGACACAAAAGAAAUUGGCUAAGUCCUUGUUCGUGUGCGUGCUCGAGAAAAAGGUCUUUCGUCGGGCAAAACUAUGGUCAUGUGCUGUUUUUUCUAAUUAUCAUUUGAAUUUACUUCUUUCCCAUCUUCAUAUAACUGCAAAAAAUUUUAUAAUGUAUACAUGACAUUUUCUCCUUUUGUGGAGAUAACUUGUGUUAUUCAAAUUCUUUUAUGGAGAAAUUUAUGUUGCUACAAUGGGAAGGUGAAUAUUUGUGCUGAGAAUUCGCAUUAGCUGAUGGGAUUACUUUAUUUGAUUUUUUCGUAUUUCGCUUUCAUUUUUUAAAUUUAUUUUUCAUUUCUCUUAUGGUUUUGCUGAGUUUGCUAGUCG
This is a messenger RNA of Striga asiatica, 2609 nucleotides long. The record is from the annotation of a GenBank genome assembly. Lineage: Eukaryota; Viridiplantae; Streptophyta; Magnoliopsida; Lamiales; Orobanchaceae.